Messenger RNA from Paralichthys olivaceus (Japanese flounder), 2752 nucleotides. RefSeq names its product forkhead box K2b (gene foxk2b). NCBI's taxonomy places the organism in Eukaryota, Metazoa, Chordata, Actinopteri, Pleuronectiformes, Paralichthyidae. The record is from RefSeq and is a predicted model, not a curated record. Gene Ontology annotation, biological process: regulation of transcription by RNA polymerase II. Gene Ontology annotation, molecular function: DNA-binding transcription factor activity, RNA polymerase II-specific; protein binding; RNA polymerase II cis-regulatory region sequence-specific DNA binding.
UCUCCGCCCGCUGCUCCCUUCGGUUGGAUCGCUCCGCUACUCUUUCUCUCGGCGGUGGGUCGGAGCCGCGGUCCCUGGCCUCGCAUGUUCCCCUCCAAACUCCCGGUUUCAAUUCGAUGCCCCUCCUGUAGCUUCGCUCCAUCUACACGCCUCUGAAGGGCCGCAGUCCCCCGGUGUCUUAUUUACCCCACCAUUUGUUUUUUAGGGAUUUGAAGCCGAACAUGGCCGUUGUGAGCGGAUCGUCUGGGCCGGUUGCCCGGCUCGAGGGCCGUGAAUUCGAAUACAUGAUGAAAAAGCGCUCGGUGACCAUCGGCCGCAACUCGUCUCAGGGCUCCGUGGACGUGAGCAUGGGCCACUCCAGCUUCAUCUCCCGCCGGCACCUGGAGAUAUUCACCGCCAGCGACGACGGCACCGGCGGCGGGGAUUUUUACCUGAGGUGUCUCGGUAAAAACGGGGUGUUUGUAGACGGAGUGUUCCUCAGACGGGGCGCCCCUCCUCUGCAGCUUCCACGAAUGUGCACUUUCAGAUUUCCCAGCACAAACAUCAAGAUCAUGUUCACAGCUCUGUCCAGUGGGAAGAAGGUGAAGCGUGAGGCUCCAGAGUCCCCAGUGAAACCAGUGCAGCCGCAGAUCUCCCCCCUGACUAUCAACAUUCCAGACAACAUCACUCACAUAAAGAGCCCCCUGCCGUCGCCGACUGGCACCAUUAGUGCUGCUAACUCGUGCCCCUCCAGCCCGCGGGGCGCAGGCUCUUCAGGCUACAGGAUGGGCGGUCGUAUGGUCAGCUCUGCAGAGCUGCAGCUUAUAAACGACAACUCCCAGCCUGAGAACGACAAAGAUGCCUCCGGAGGGGACAGUCCCAAGGAUGACUCCAAACCUCCGUACUCCUAUGCACAGCUGAUAGUCCAGGCCAUUACACUGGCUCAGGACAAGCAGCUCACACUAAACGGAAUCUACAAUCACAUCACAAAGAACUAUCCUUACUACAGGACUGCAGACAAGGGCUGGCAGAACUCGAUUCGUCACAAUCUUUCCUUGAACCGUUAUUUCAUCAAAGUGGCGCGGUCGCAGGAGGAACCUGGCAAAGGCUCGUUCUGGAGGAUAGACCCGUCCUCAGAGGGCAAGCUGAUAGAGCAGGCCUUCAGGAAACGAAGGCCCCGGGGUGUCCCCUGCUUCAGGACCCCACACGGACCCCUCUCCUCCAGGAGUGCACCAGCGUCUCCCAAUCACUCGGGGGUGCUUUCCGCUCACUCCAGUGGAGUCCAAACCCCCGACAGCCUUUCACGAGAGGGCUCCCCGGUUCCGCUGGAGUUGGAGACCUCUGCUCCCACUCCGGUGUCCACCGCUGCAGUCCAGCCCAAACUGGCAGUCAUCCAGGAAGCACGCUUUGCACAAAACACAACAGGCUCGCCUGUCAACAACCAGCCGGUACUCAUAGCAGUCCAGCGCCAGUUACCUCAAACCAUCAAGCCAGUGACCUACACCAUGGCCUCCCCAGUGAGCACCAGCACCUCCCAGCCUGCGGUCCAGACUGUCCACGUCCUACAGCAGAUCCCGGCAGGGGCCCUGAACUCUGCCGCCGUCAUCACCCAGCCAGCCACCAUCAUCAAGAGUGAGACGCAGGAGAACGGAGAGCACACAGAGGUCAAAGUCAAAGUGGAGACUGUUCCAACCAUCACCUCUAUAGGCGGCUCCAGUCGCAUCAUCCAGAGCUCCCAGUCAGCCACAGCCCUGCAGACUGUUACCAUAGUGCAGCAGGCCCCCAUGGGUCAUCACCAGCUGCCCAUUAAGGCCAUCACACAAAACGGCACCCACAGCAUCACCACUGCCAUCCAGGGACCCACCAGCUCAGCUCCGGCUUUGGCGAGCCCCCUCCACCUGCUGGCGGACCACGCAUCCGCCUCGGCCUCCCUCCCCACCAAACGCCAGAACGGGGAUCAGCUGGCCAGCGAACAGCCGGACGCCAAGCGUGUCAAAGUGGAGGAGGAGGCGGCGGCCUCGGCCGUCGCAGCAGACUCAGACUCGUCGGCAGCUAACAACCAAGGAAGCCAUCCCAACUAGUCUGCACCACCACACGCACCACACAACCCCCACCACCACCACCACCACUGUCUCCUCCUCCUUCUAUAGUUUCUCCCUUUCUCGUCUCCCCUCCCCCGUCGUUUUUGUUUUGUUUCUCCUGCUUCUACCACUGACUCCAGAGGUGCCAAAUGGAGAAGAUUCUUUUCAUUUUCAGUUUGAGUUCUGUUCUGGAGCAUCAAAAAGAAUAUAGAUAUGUCCACCCCUUACAGACUGGAAUGUGGGUUGAGAAUAAAGUACAGAAACGGGACAAAGAACUCAAAGGUGCCCCCUGUGAGCCACUGAAACAGGAGAGUGAUGAAACCAAGACCACAGGAAGCCUUAACAACAAUUUACCCUUCAGAGCUGACCUUUGACUGAGCUCGGGCUGGACGCCGCCUGUCUGUCACAUCUACCUCAGAGCAGAUAGGAGACUCCAGCAGAGACAACACAUCCCCAGUUCGUGACCAACCGAGAACGUCGAGCAUCCAAUGGUUAAUAAAUAACGGUCAACGCAUUUAGGAAGGGAUCAACUCGGAGCCAAUAUUCCUGAAACUCUGGCAGCUAGCCUCUCACAAUACUGACCUUCCUUUAUCGCAGCUGUACGUAGAUAUGCAGUAUUUUGUUGUUCAAAAUGUGGAGCAUAGGAUUUUUUUUAAAUGUAUUUUCACCUCUCUAGAUACGUAAUAAUUUAA